UCCUAUCUUUCUUUCUCUCUUCUAUCCAAUAGCAUUGAAACACUAUCGAGUUCUCACCUUAUUCCUCUUCCAAAAUGAAUAUCGUAAUCGAACACAACCCUUCGAGCAUAAGGUUAUCUGACCUUGGAGUCAUGUCAUGGCCAAAAUGGUCUUGUCAGCCGGGGAAAUAUGCAUUAGUCUUUGAAGAAAGAGAGACAUGCUAUUUGGUGAAGGGAAAGGUGAAGGUGUAUUCAAAAGGGUCAUCAGACUUUGUGGAGUUUGGUGCAGGAGACCUUGUGACCAUUCCCAAGGGACUUAGCUGCACUUGGGACGUAUCACUUUUCGUCGACAAGCACUACAAGUUCGAUCCUCCUACUUCUCCAUAAUCUUUCUUACUUACGAUCUAGUCUUGGGUUAGUCUUUACCACCACGAAUCAUAAGACUAUAUAAAUCAAUUAUAGAAGAGAAACCAAGAAAACAUUGCUUAGGAUAUGUUCAAAGCGCCUCCUAGAUUCUGUUGUCAGAUGUAACUUAUUUUCUUGUCACUUUGUCAGAGAACAAAGGGCAUAUUCCUACAUACGUUUCAUAUUUAUCCAGACAACAGAUACAAAUCCCUAGCUCUAAAAGCAAAUCACGCGUUUAUGGGCACACCAUCAGUACUACAACAUCCUCAGGGAAAAAAUCUUAACUAGUUCAACGAGACUAAGAUAAGAAUUCCUGUUUCGUUCUAAAGAAACUUGCUAUCUG
This is a messenger RNA of Eutrema salsugineum, 726 nucleotides long. RefSeq lists its product as uncharacterized. NCBI's taxonomy places the organism in Eukaryota, Viridiplantae, Streptophyta, Magnoliopsida, Brassicales, Brassicaceae. The transcript is spliced from 3 exons. Bases 75 to 365 code for a protein of 96 amino acids. The record is from RefSeq and is a predicted model, not a curated record.